This is a messenger RNA of Hyla sarda, 4293 nucleotides long. RefSeq names its product MYB binding protein 1a (gene MYBBP1A). The record is from RefSeq and is a predicted model, not a curated record. Gene Ontology annotation, molecular function: RNA binding; sequence-specific DNA binding; transcription corepressor activity. Bases 50 to 3877 code for a protein of 1275 amino acids. Gene Ontology annotation, cellular component: nucleolus. NCBI's taxonomy places the organism in Eukaryota, Metazoa, Chordata, Amphibia, Anura, Hylidae. The transcript has 27 exons. Gene Ontology annotation, biological process: regulation of DNA-templated transcription.
CGCGGUGACCCCGGAAGUGCCUGCGCAGACACGUGGGGUGUAGGACAGCAUGGCUGUGCAGAAGGUGUCUGGCAUGGACAGCGGGGAAAGCGCAUCAAAGAAGAAGAAGGAGAAGGCUGCGAACAGACAGAAUGAAGUGCGUGGUGUCCUGCAGCAGAACAGAGAGUUCCUGGACUUCUUCUGGGACAUUGCUAAGCCCGAGCAGGAUGUCAGACUGGCGGCCACAGAGAACCUUAUCCAGUACCUGAAAUCCAGUGACAAGCCAGAUGAACUGAAAUACACCUUUAAGAGACUAGUGGAAGGAUUGGCAGCCACUCGAGAAGCAGCAAGGCCCGGAUUUAGUUUGGCCUUAGCCCAGGUUCUACAGUGCUUUGAAGAAGUUUCACUGUCUACAGUUUUGGAACAUAUAUAUGAAAAGUAUAACCUUCAGAAGGUUAAAAAAAAAUUAGUGAGAAAUGCCAUCUUUGGUAAUUUUUUUGGAGUCCUGGCCCUGUUCCAGUCUGGUCGGCUUGCUAAGGAUCCGAAAGUACUGCUCCCAUGUGUACAGUUGCUUCAGAGCUUAGCACAGUACAGAGAACACCUAAAGGAUUUACCACGGAAGACUUUGGUAGACAUUUUAUCAGAGAUUCCAGAAUCCACAUUUGAAGAAGUGCUGUUCGGGGUUCUGCAGCAAGAUCUUACUUCAGCAUUCAGCUCCCCUGAGCAGCUGCACCUGCUUCUUGUUGGACUGCAGAAGUUUCCAGGAGUUCUCAAACCUAGUAAACUAAAGAAGCUACUUGGAACAUCUACAAUUAUUACACCGGAGAACAUCCCAAAGUUGGUGGAGUUGUUAAAAAUAGCUGCUAGGUCUGUAAAGAAAGAAAAGUGCCUGCCAGGAGUAGCUCUGGAUGUCCUGAAGAUUGCCCUCAAAGAAGAGGUUUUUGAGUUAUUUUGGAAAGAAGUCGUGGAGCUUGGUUUGAUGGCAGAACAGUCUGGACCAUGCGUUUACAUGUGUUAUAGGCUUCUUGGAGCAUCUUUGCCUUUUCUGGAUAAUGAUCAGCUAAAAAUGAUACUUCGUAGAAAUAUCAUGUUACGCUACGGGGACCAUGUUGUCUCAACACAGCCGGCAGAUCGUUUUAAAUUUGCCCCAGAGAUGGAAAGUUAUGUUGCUGCAUUUCUGGAAAAUUGUGAUGAUGCCGAGAAGCAACUGACGGUUCUUAUCGGCUUCUCCUCACUGACUAACCAAGGAUACCCAGUGGUGUCCAGCGUAUGGAAGGUGGUGCAACAUGUUAAACCAGCUGCUCUGCAAAAAUACAUAGAUUGGUUGAAGAGCAUGUUUGUUACACCAGAUCUUGAUUCCUGUCUGGAUUUUACCACCAAGAGACAAAAGGAAAACCAGGAGCAUGAAAACAUAAAUGAUCAUUUUGUCUUCCGACUGAGGAAAUGGAUUAUUCCUCGUCUUACCAGCAUCAUUGACAAUGCUCAGGUGAAGAGAGAAGAGAGCCAGGUCAUGGACAUUGCACGGUUUAUAUUGUUUCAUGCAUUUUUUGAUGCAAAAAAGUCAGUCUCCGAUAUUCCUGAAACACAAGUAUGCCUGUCUGUGCCUUUGGAUGACAGAACACGAUCACAUGUAGCUGAUAGUUUUUUUAGCUUGUUGUUUAAUCUGAAUGGGUUGCCUGUGUUAGGAGAAGGACCUCAUGUUGAUGCAUUAAAGGAGAGGCACGUGGUUGGUGUUACUGCCGAUGGCAGCUUGUGGAUUUAUUGCAUGGUCCGCUACGCAGACGAGUUACUUUCACGUGGAAAGUAUGUGACAGCUGUUAAACCAUUUGGUGAAGAACAAAAAGAUGCCUGGGAUCGAAUGCUGCAGCAAGUGGAAAAUCUCCAGAAGAAAGCCAAAAAAUCAAGUAGCUUGGAACUAUCAGCCUAUCAGCAGCUGCUUUUGCUUGUUGGAAUUCAUCUUUUUAAGAGUUCCGAAGAAAGCGUGGAGUUGUUAAAUGAUAUCCAGAACUGUCUGGAAAAAGCGCUGAGCAAAAAAGCCAAAAAGAAAAAAGCUUCAGAGGAGCCAGAAUGGGUGGAGGUGAUGGUUGAAAUUCUUCUGUCACUCUUCUCACAGCCAAGCAGGCUUUUCCGAGUGGUCGCUAGGAAUGUCUUCAAAAAGAUUUGUCCAUAUUUGACUAAGAAUGCCCUGCAGCUGAUCCUCAAUGUUUUUGACCCAGAAGAGGAGCACAGUGCAGAAAGUGCACUUGUAGUUACAGAUGAGAAGGAUAAGAAGCAUGCUCCUGAAGAUCAGGAGGAUGAGAGCAGCUCUGAUGAGGGCAGUGAUAAUGAUGACAAAGAGAGUGAUAAUGAGGAGGAGGAGGAGGCGGAAGAGGAGGGUGAAGAUGUCAAUGAGGUGUUCCGGAGACAGCUGAUGCAAGUCUUACAAGGUGGCGGAGCCAUGGAUGGAGAUGACAGUGACGAUGAUUUGGAUGAUGAGACUAUGAUGAACCUUGAUGAAAGUCUUUCAGCAUUAUUUGCAGAGCAACAAAAACGUAUUCAGGCCAAAAAGGACGAGAAGGCCAAAAUCCGUGAAGAGAAGAUUUUGAGGAAGGAUUUUAAGAUUAAGGUCUUGGACUUGAUUGAAGUGUUUGUGACCAAGCAGUCUGAAAGCCCGCUGAUAUUCAAUAUUAUUGAACCGUUGCUUUCUGUAAUAGAACAGAGUAUGGGCUCUGGGUCCAGCCAGCAGGAGCAGGAUUUCCUCCGUAAAACAGCUGACAUUUUCAUGAAUAGUUUGUGCAAGAGCAAACGGUACUGUAAAGAUGUAUCGGAGCUCAAGGAGGAAUUACAUGAUAUGAUGGAACGACUACUUAAAAGAGCCAGCAAGCAAAGCGACUCUUCUGUUGCCCUAUAUUGUUUCAGUGCAUCACUGUACCUAUUCAAAGUAUUGAAAGGUUGCAAAAAGGAGCAACCAGAGGAAGUAGGAAAGAAAGAAAAAAAAGACAACUCCUCUAUACAGGCCGACUGUCUCGGCUGCCUGAGUCUUCAGAGAGUCAUCAAAUUGUAUGAAGAAGCAUUGCAGGGGUUCAUGACCAAGAGAAAUAGCCCCCUGACUUCAACUAUGUUCCUAGACCUCUUCACUCGUUUUCCAUUUGUCUGCAGACCACUCUUGGGCAUCAUAAUAAAGUCUGUUAAAGACGGCGCUCGGCAGCAUCAACAGGCACAAGCAUGUGGCCUUCUUCUGAAAGCUCUGCAGAACACCAGUUUAAAGCAGACCCUGUCUCCUUUAGAGUGGCAAGAUCUCAUCAAAGAGGCAGUGACCCAGGUCAAGGAGACACUACAAAACGUGGAGGAGGUUAAAGUAAAAGUUGAUCAAGAGAAACUCAUCAAAUGUUUUGAGCUGCUGAAUUUUCUUAUUAAAAUAAUAACUAAACAGAAACUAGAUGUCACUCUCCAAGACCUCCCGCCAGUCCUCCAGGCGUUGAGUGAGAAAGAGGGAUUUGGGAAAUCUUCCAAACUAGAAGACAUGUACUGGAAUGUCAUGACCUUACUAGGAUUUACUCGUCCAAAGAAAGAGAAGCCAAAAGGUAUUCCUGACGUUGUUCCAGAAAUGAAUGACACCUCAAAGAAGAAGAAAGGUUUCUUACCAGAGACUAAAAAACGGAAAAACAGAAAGAAGGCCAGACCUGAAGAGCAGAAGCCCAGUGGUGGCGAGGACAGCAUGGAGGUCUCAGAGCAGAAAGGAGUUAACAAAUCUAAGAAAAAGAAGAACAAGAAGAAAAGGAAACUGGCACAACAGGAAGGUGGAUCUCAGGAGAAUUCAAUAGGUACUCCAACAAAUAAGAAAGCCAAACCUGAUGUGGAAGACAAGAGCAAGACUGGAAAACCUGCCAAAUCAGAGAAAACCAAGAAAAAGAAGUGAAAGGACACAGUAGGAACAUAGAAGUUCAUCCUCCCUGCAUUGUGCGUUCUCUAUGAGCAGACGUUCAUGCAGAUCUUGAACAAUAUUGUUGUGUUUGUUUUUUAAACACUGGCAUGUAAAAAAGCAAAGCUGGAGCAAGAAAAGUAGUCUUAGUCCAGUAUUUGGCAGCAGUGCAUCCUAAAGCUGCCCAUAGCUAGCAGUAGUGGGCCACGGGAUGUGAGCUAACUAAUAUGAAUAAUCUACGCCUCAUGAAGAUGAUAUACCAUACAACUAUUUUUACAGUCUCUAAAUUUUAGUACUACAGUUAUGUUUUGUUGUUUAAAGAGUAACUAUUGUUUACCUGUUAUUCCAGAUGAGAAACUAUAAGAUUUAUUAAUAAAAAAAAUUAAAAAAUAAAUCCCCUUUCUCCACUUAUG